Molecule: messenger RNA, 211 nt
Organism: Dentiscutata erythropus
Lineage: Eukaryota; Fungi; Glomeromycota; Glomeromycetes; Diversisporales; Gigasporaceae
Source: the annotation of a GenBank genome assembly
AGAAAGUGCUCAAGUGCACUGUCUCUUGGAUAUUCUAACAACUCCCAUUGGGGCCUAUGUAAUAAAGAAACAAAGACUGUUCUUUCCAGAUCAGUACAACGAUUCUACAAAAAUCGGGAAUCCAGUGGGAGGAAUUGGCUCAAGGUCAGCUUUAACAACUAAAAAAAUAAGAAAUUUAUUUAAUUAUUUUAUGAAACCUGAUGAAUUAUAA